AAUAAUAAAUCAAAGUUUCUGUAGCAUUCGAUUUUCAGCCAAUGGAGAUUGAAAUUGAAAUGAUCUCCCAAGAAAUCAUCAAGCCCUCUUCUCCAACCCCGGAAUCACUGCGAAAAUACCAGCUCUCGUUUCUUGAUCAGAUUGCCCCUCCUAUUUUCAUGCCCGUCGUCUACUUCUAUCAAGCCGAUGCCAAAUUUUCCAACCAUGGAAAAUCAAACAAUCUAAAGAAGUCUUUAUCUCAGGUCCUGUCGAGAUUCUAUCCCCUGGCAGGCCGCCUUGUCGAUAAUCUAUACGUCGACUGCAACGAUGAAGGGUCGCCCUAUGUCGAGGCUGUUGCUAAUUGCAGUCUUUCACAAGUACUCACGAAUCCAGUCGUGAAGAACAUGGACAAAUUUCUACCCUACAAGGUGGACGACGACGUGCAAAAUCUUUGUGUGGCUGUUCAAGUUACUUUUUUCCAGUGCGGUGGGACUGCAGUUGGGCUAGUCAUAUCGCACAAGAUUGCUGAUGCAUUAUCGUCCUUCCUGGUGGCAAACACGUGGGCUGCCGUCGCACGACAUGGGAACUAUGAUGACGUGCCCGGCCCCAAGUUUGAGGGGGACAAGAUUUUCCCGCCGCGGGAUACUGCCGGGUUCAAGCCAAGUACAGGAAUCCUGAAAGAAGAACUCGUCACAAAAAUCUUUACAUUCCCAAACUCCAAAAUCUCCGCCCUCCAGGAAAGGUACUACGGCGGAGCCGCACAACGGCGGCCAAGCCGGGUAGAGGCCCUGUCAGCUUUUAUAUGGACCCGAUUCAUAUCUGCCAUGGAAAUGAAAGCACACCCAAACAAGAUCUACACCGUGCUACACGCAGUAAACCUUAGACCUCGUCUGGAUCCGCCGCUGUCUGAGUACCAUUUCGGCAACAUAUUCCGGUUGGCAAUUGCCAGGCCAACCGUGGGGGCUGACAGCGGCUCUGAGCUAUUGCAGAAAGUAAGGGAAGCCAUAAGAGCCGUGAACAGAGAAUACGUGGCUCAGCUGCAACAGGGAGAUAAGCAUUUGAAUUUUCUAAAAGAGAGAAUGGCUCAGGCUAUUAAAGGCGAGCUGGUCACGUUUAACUUCACAAGCUUGUGUGGUUAUCCGUUGUACAAAGCGGACUUCGGGUGGGGCAAGCCGGUUUGGGUGGUUACAUUGACCGGGCUGGUGUACAAGAAUCUGGUAGCUUUUAUGGAUACCGCGAUGGGGGAUGGAAUAGAGGCACGGAUUAAUUUGAGUAAAGAGGAUAUGAAGAAGUUUGAAGCUGAUGCAGAGCUGCAAGAGUUUGUUUCAAACGCCAAAACUCUUGGAAUUCACCACUCGCGAUUGUAGCUUGAUUUCGUGCGUGUUGAUGAAUAUUAUGGGAGCAUUUGCAAUAGUUGGACCCAUGAUAAUCCGUACAAAAGUUGUAAUUUGAAUGAGUGUUCUGUAUGUAAUAAAU
Molecule: messenger RNA, 1455 nt
Organism: Sesamum indicum (sesame)
Lineage: Eukaryota; Viridiplantae; Streptophyta; Magnoliopsida; Lamiales; Pedaliaceae
Source: RefSeq, a predicted model, not a curated record